Molecule: messenger RNA, 2903 nt
Organism: Stegodyphus dumicola
Lineage: Eukaryota; Metazoa; Arthropoda; Arachnida; Araneae; Eresidae
Source: RefSeq, a predicted model, not a curated record
UUCUUUUUCUUUCUUUUUCAAACAUUUUAUUAGAGAGCUGAAAGAAUUUGAUCCAGAUGAGCUCAUAGAAAGUGGACUGUCUCAGUCAUGGACACAAACACUACCUGAGAGUGGAGCAGAUGAUUUUAGUGGAGAUAUUGAAUUGAAAGAGCUACCACUUGGUAUAGGUGCAGGCCAAAGUUCUGGAGAAAUAAAUCAGCGGCAAAAUCAGUCUGAUUCAUCUCCAGAGAGCCCUCCAGAAGUAACAAGCGUUGUAAGGCGAAGAUCAUCUGUUGGAAUCCAGAGGCAGGCUUCUGUGUGCUUAUCUGAUGAAGAAGAUCAGUCACCUGAUGAAACUAGACAUGCUUCAGGGAGUGCUGUUGAACGACAAAGAGUACCUGGACCACGGCAGCGAGAAGUUACUAAGGUUUCUGCCAUUGUUCAUUGCAGCAGUAAUGAUAAACCUCCACAGCCACCUCACUGGGAUCAAACAUCAGUAUGUUCUUCCAGUUCACAACCUAUAAUGGGGGUCUUUCACCCACCUUUCAUUCAUUCGCAUUCAUCUCCCGAUUCUGGGAGCACUGCCAAUAUACACCAAACGAAAUAUGGGCGUGUACCAAGCACUAUUUCAUUGCAUGGGAUUCCUUCUGAUACUCUGGCACGUGUAGUUGAUCUACAAGACUACCACUACAGUAGGCAGCAAGUACAAGAAUUAGCAGCUCAAGGUGCAACACUCCUAAAAGAUAAAUCGCAGUCAAACUUAGAUGUGGCAGCUGGUGCCGAUGGAUGGACAACUGAUCCUUCUCAUAUUCAACAAGCUGCAAGUACCGAAGCUGGAUUAUUAGAACAAAGUUUGGAGCAGCAUCAGCUUGAACAUUUACGAUUGCUCCUGAGAAGAUAUUCUCCUGUUGAUGAGGAAGAUGCCAAAAUCUGGAGUAAAGUGCGCUACAACGAUACUGGUAGCAGAGAGGAUAUCCGAGAAGAGGUAAUAGAAAUGAUAUCUGGAGAGAGUUCAGAUGAUAGCAACAGUAGUAUUGAAAGUGAGAUGUUAAAACAGCAAUCAAGGCAGUUAUGGGAAUUAAGAGCUACUUUAGAGGAAGAGGAGGAUAAACUCAGUGAUACUCAGGAAACAGAAGAUGAUCCUCCAGAAGAUAGAGCAUCAGAUCCACAAGAUGUAUUAACAUCACGUGCAACAUCUUUUGAGUCUAAUGCUGAUGUCUCUUGUGAUGAUCCUGGUUAUGAAUGUGAUGAAAGUGAUUAUCUUCAACUUCCCUCUCAUGAGUUGCGCAGGCAUUGCUACAAGAGUUUACUAACUAAAAGGUUACAGAAAAGGACGCCUGGGGUCGAGAGCAGUUUUGAUAGUGUCGAAAGCUCAUCAACUGAUAGGACAGACGGUGCUACAACAUCUUUUGAGUCUACCACUGACAAUACUGACAGCACGGGUGAAGGACAGACAAACAGAUUGCAGCAAAUGAAAGCAGACAGUGGUUACAAAUCAAUGGAAAGUAAUGGAAAAGCUCCUCGUUUGUGCAGAAAACAGCUGCAGUUCACUCUCGAUGGAGAUAGUUUAGACCAGAUGAUGACGACUAUGGAAGGCACUUUUGAUGAGGAAAUUGAAGUGCUGUACAAAGAUUCUAUGACACAAGGAACUGAUACUAUUAAGACCAAAUCUAUUGAAACUUCCAAGGUAGUAUCAUUUGAAGGUGUAGUGAUAGAAGGUGAAGGUCUUCCACCAUACGAACCUCAGGUUCAUAAAAAGAAAUAUAAGAGUGCCUUGAAGAAGCACUGUACUGAAAGUGAUAUACAGUGGAGUGAGCAACAACUGUCAGAUAUGGUGGCUGAAACACGUGGCAAAACAUCUGUUUUUCACAGGUUCUUCCGCUCAGGACGUCUCAGAUUAGAACAGAUGCAACAGUUUAGAGACUAUAGUAUAGAUGAGAAAUCUGAUGCACUUUUCCGUGAAUUUUCCCGACCUGAUGUUGCUGACACUGAAUAUUACCGUACUCGAGGAGCUCGGCUUCAUGGUCAUAUGAGGCUUCAUCAUAGAUCUUUACCAUCUGCUGAAAGCAGUAGUCCCCAUCUCCCUAAAAAGGUACUCUCACCUCAGCUCAGUAUUGAAGAAGAAAGCUGCGAAAGCGGCGCAGAGGAAAAUCAGUCUGGAGGAGCUGAUAAGCAACAGGCUCUUAAAAGUCCUCGUGAGACCCAAGCUCAGAUCCCUGUGAUAUGUCUCUCACAUGGUGGAGAAGGACAGUAGAUUUUUUGCAGUGUUUCUUAUUUAUUACCAUAUCGUGGGACCUAAACAUGUCGAAAGCAUAACAGUAUUCUUUGAAAAGUUGUACAGUGUUUCAUUUGGGCACAGAAAUAUACAAUGAAGUUAAUAUUACUUUGCACCUCUUUGCUGCCAGCACAGUCACAAGUUUCAGUAUAAUGAAAAACUCAAGUUUUAUUUAAGGAAUAUCCCUAUAUGAGCACAAAUAUUUUCAUUUAGGAUACCAUUCAAACUUCCAAAACUAUGAAUAGAGCUGUCAUUUAUGUUUGCUCACUUUGUUACUCAAUUCACUGCUAUUAUGUUCACGAAGUGCCAAGAUGCAGAAGAAUUUGAGGUCAGCUCUUAUGAUAUCUAAAUAAACCUAAGAAUGAUUUUAAUGUAUGAUUGUGUAUUUGAGGUAGAAAGCAUCUCACGUUUUUUUUUUCUUUCUGUAAAUAACUAUGAGGAAUGUGUAUGUUGUUGAUCUGUGUUUUAACUUACGCACCUGCAGAGAAAUGCAAGAAAUUUAAUUUUUUAUAAUGAUGCCUUUGUUGCGGUCAUUUCUGUGGUCACUUUAUCCUUGAUUCUGGAUGAAAUAUUGCACCAAGAUGCAUAAUUUAAUUUUUUUUAAAGAAUUGAACUGCCAAAAUUAUGAAAUAAAAGAAUUGUGACAAAU